AUCAGUUGACAGACAGGGCUGUGUGAAGACAAAUGGGACAUGCAAUUUACUGAUAGAUAUGACGUAAAAAAAAAAUCCUCUCUCUUUCUUUUACUCUCUCUCUCGUUGUGUUUGUGUGUGUGUUGAGAAAUGGGUUGGUCGUUCUCAGUGAUGUCAUCCGUUUCCCUCCCUCCAGAGGCACAUUGCUGCACUGUAGAGUGAAGUGGAGAAUUGCGCGCGCUUCGGAAAGACGCGCGACUCAGAGGGCAAGACGUAAAAGAAGACAAACUGCACAGAUCAGCACCGGUGGAAUGUCAUCUCUGGAUUAUCACUCUGAACGCCAUGUCCGACAUAAAAACGUCCCGAUAACAUCUGUGAAGUCGCUGCGCGCGCUUUAACGUCUGUCAUAAGACAAGUGCGCACUUGUGGAGCGAGAUGGAAACCGGAGGAACUCUUUGCACCUUUUAUAUGGCGUGCUGAUGUAAGACACCGACGCGUCUUUUAGGCUGUCCUGAUUCACGCGCCGAGCGGAGAGGAUGCGCGCAACAUGGACUUAAGGGAACACAACGACACGGAGGAGUUCAACACGACUGCAGUUGCAGCGUGGCCGCACACGGAGGCCGCGGCGGGCUUCAUCAUCCUCGUGGCGUCGCUUCUCAUCCUGGUUACCAUCGUUGGGAACGCGCUGGUCAUCGUAGCCGUGCUGACAAGCCAUGCGUUGCGCGCGCCCCAAAACCUCUUUCUGGUGUCUCUGGCCUCAGCGGACAUCCUGGUGGCGGCUCUUGUCAUCCCGUUCUCACUCGCCAACGAGGUGAUGGGGUACUGGCUCUUCGGCAGCGCGUGGUGCGCGCUCUACCUGGCGCUGGACGUGCUCUUCUGUACGUCCUCCAUCGUGCACCUGUGCGCAAUCAGCCUAGACCGCUACUGGUCGGUAACCGAGGCGGUGAGCUACAACGCGAAGCGCACGCCAGCGCGCAUUAAAUCCACAAUCGCGGUGGUGUGGGCGAUCUCCGCGGUCAUCUCCUUCCCGCCGCUGGUCAUGACCGAGCACAACGAAAGAGUAUGCACCAUUAACGAGGAGCCGUGGUACAUCCUGUCGUCGGCGAUCGUGUCCUUCUUUGCGCCCGCGCUCAUCAUGAUCGCCGUCUACCGCAAGAUCUACCGCGUGGCCAAGCAGCGCGCGUCAGCCGUCUUCGCAGCUAAAAACGGUGGUCCACGGCCGCGCGCCUCACCUUCCGACACGUGCCUGGCGCGCGAUACCAAACCUGAAGCGGAGAGCCCGAGCAGCCUGAGCUCCGGGAGCAACCGGCAGCAGCAUGAACGGAAAAGAAACGACGACGAAGACGACGACGAAGAGGAGCUCGACGACAUUGAUCUGGAGGAGAGCUGCGCGUGGGACGGUCAGCCGAAAAAAAGCGGCAGCGCGCGUUUCGCCAAGCGCAGGAAAGAGGAAAGUCGGACGGAGCGAACCUGCUGCCGCACCACCCCGUGGGCCUCGAAACAAUCCCGUACUGUGCCGCGCGUCUCCAGGCCGCUGAAAGUCACGAGGCCAAGCGCGAGGAAAACCAGAGCGGCGCAGAUGCGCGAGAGGCGCUUCACCUUCGUCCUCGCGGUGGUGAUGGGAGUGUUCGUGCUUUGCUGGUUCCCGUUUUUCUUCACGUACAGCCUGCAGGCGGUGUGUGGGGAACGGUGCCGCGCGCCAGAGGGCCUUUUCAAGAUCUUCUUCUGGAUCGGUUACUGUAACAGCUCCGUUAACCCCAUCAUUUAUACAAUAUUUAACCGGGACUUCCGGAAAGCGUUUAAGAAAAUCAUGUGUGCGCCUGCAACUCAGCGCGUCUGAUCAGGAGUUUUGCUGAGAACUUUGGCCUCUGGACUUCAUGGACGAGUUCAUUUAAAAACGGGGUUGCCUAAUAGUAUCUUUUAUUUCACUCCACAUCACGGCUUAAAACUCAAAAUUAGACAAAAAUAUGAUUUUGCCAAAUUAACGCCAAGCUUUGUUGAAAUUUCAAGGUUCACCAAACCAGGGCAGCUCUUUAUAGCGCAUAAUAAUAAUAAUAAUAAUAAUAAUAAUAAUAAUAAUAAUAAUAAUAACUCAAAUAAAACUAACAACAACAACAACAACAAUAAUAAUAAUAAUAAUAAUAAUAAUAAUAAUAAUAAUAAUAUUAAUAAAUGAAAAUAGCCCAAAUUCUAUGUUUCCACAGCACAAUGUUAUUAAAAUGAACAAAUAAACCCGUAACCUUGUAAAUCUGGCAGCGCUAUUUUAUUGAAAUGAUGUUUGCUCAUUAUAUUUGUACAUAGCCUACUUGAAAAUGUUUAUAAUGUAAGAAAAAGAAAAAGUUUAAAUGAUUAAAAUAAGCUAUAAAUGUGCCAGGUACUUCCUUGUUUGUCUUGAUGUUUUGACGUAUUUCAACAUAAUGCUCAACUGUCUGAAAUCAGGACUCAGCAUAAUGUUCUAUAAGUCAUGAAUCUGCUAAUUCUUUCAGUCUGUUAUACAAAUUAAUUAUUUUCAUUAACAACAAGACAUGUUUGCCUUACAUUUUCACAGAGGUGAAGAAAAAAAAAGACAGUAUUAUGAACAGUACUGGAGAAUCUAAAUUAAUUUGUCUAAGUUUGUGCAGUGCCAAUUUUAAUUGCCAAUAACAGUAUUGAAUUAACACUUAAAGUGUUCCUUUGUGUGCAGCUGGGCUUAUAUAACCUUGCUAAUUACAGUGUUAAUUAGUUUAUUAAACACAAGUUCAUUUAUGAUUGUAGCUGUAAAUUUGACAUGAAGGUUUUUUUUUCUGCAGCAUUGUGGCAUUUUGCUGUAUACCGAUUACACAAAAAGUUGCUCUAAUUAAUUUAAGGAUUGGAGCCAAACCGAGCUGAGACAUGAAACCUUAGUUUUGAUUCAUAUUUAAAUAACUGGAUUAAUUAAAUUUUGUGUUCAUUAACAAGUGGAUUGUGAUUAUGCCACGUUGUGGCACCUAAUGUUCGUUGUUAUACAUAUGUUCUGUUAUUUUGUACAUAUAAGACUGAAAAAUGAUCAGUGUUAAUAUACAAUGAAUCCAGUUACUCCAAAAAGUCAUUUACUCAGAUUGGCAUUUUGCUACAUUGACCAAAAGCUUAGUGGGGUCUCAGCUCCAAGACCCCCAAGAGUGCACAAAUUACAUUUCCUCAUUUAACCUAAGCAGAAAAUCUUGUCCUGGAGCGACACAAGACUGCACAAUCCAGUGCUAUCCCUGCCAUAACAAAUCUGAAACAACUCAUGAAGGGCUUGCUAAUUACUUAACACCUACGUGUUAAACCAGGGGGAACAUCGAACUAUGUAGGACGGGAGUUUAAUAUUUGUCCUAAAAGCACUCCUUAAGUGGUUUUAAGAGUGAGACAUUUUCUAUUAUUUUGUUUCCUGUGUUCCAGCACAGUAACUGUGAUCCUUAAAGAGUAAAAUCUCUACUUUCAUUUUUAAUAUUUAUUAUAAAAAGGUAUUUAUAUCUAUCUACCUGGUGGUCCAUAUAAGUAUCACAUUCCUUUUAUACUUUUCUCCUUGAGAUUUUGCACUUGGUUGCUCAUGUUUAGUACUUGGGUGCAAAUCCUUUGCAAUUUACAAUGCACAGACAUCACCACAAGGCACAAGGCUAAGUAUUUUAUUUUAGUGAUGCCCUGCGAGGUCUUUCUGCUUGUUUACAGGCUAUUUGCCUUUAGUCUUUUCUUUAAAUGCACUUUGGCUUGUAUACAAGUCAUGGCAUGCCACUGAAAAACUCUGGACUCCCGCAAGGUGACGUGGCAUUGAGUUUCUGAGACAUGCCUUUGGAUUUUCUUAGUGAAGAUGCUGGAGACUUCAGAAUUCAUCCUGAUGUUUUUUUUUUUUUUUUUUUUUUUUUUUUUCAUUCCAGUUUAAACCAUGUUUCAUAUAAGAGGUGGUAUAUGUUAUGAAUAAAACUCCACAUCUUUAAAAAAGUAACAGGUUGCAUCAUCAUUUCAGUUGUUUAUUCGAUUUUGAUGCUGUAUUGGAGCUUGUUCUCAACCAUUAGUCCAUUUGAGAAGUGCAAACCAAACAUAUAGGAAGUGGUAGCUCAGUCGUUAAGAUGUUAGCCUUCUCUAAUUGGAAGGUUAUGAGUUCAAAUCCCAGCACUGCCAGGCUGCCAUUGUUGGGCUAUUGAGAAAGGCUCUUAACGCUCAGUUAUAUAAAAAUGAGGUAAUUGUAAGUCGCUCUGGAUAUGGGUGUCUGCCAAAUGCUGUAAUGUAAUCUUAAUUUUCUAUUGUUCAAUUUCCCACUGCACAAAUUGACCUCUUUCAGACUUAUGUUAAACAACCAAAACCUGUAUAACUUGUGGAGAGAAUAUGUUAUUGUUCCCCCAAACUGAUCAGUUAGUCAGUCCUGCUGAAAAAUAAACAAAUAAAACAAUAGAAACCCUUAUAGAAUUUGUAAUGGUUCUAAUGGCUAUAACAGGAAUUGUAAUGGUUUUAAUGGAAACAGUAAUGGUCCCUGUGGGUAUCUACUGGUAAUUUGUUGCCUUCUUUUGGUGGCAUGUUAUUUCUAGUGGAUACCAAUAAGAACCAAUAAUAGUAAUGAUUUUAGUAGUUAGCUGAUGGUUUGUAAUGGUAUUUGUAGUGGAAACCAUUCAAAUUUCUGGUUUCUAUAGUAUUUUGAGCAGGGAGAAGACACGAGACUCAAACAAAUUGAUCCUACCAGAGGCAAUAAAAUCCAUAUGUGGUCCAGUAAUAUGUAGCGAACCACAAACAUCUAAAUUACUCCAUACUUAAUCAACAGAAAGGGUGGAAUGGGCCUCACUUAUCAUUUACCAAACAGGAUGUGAACAAAUGUAUUUAAAAAUUGUUCACAGGAUCAUUUAAAUACCGUAUUCAUGAAAAUACAGAUAGUUCAUAAAAUGUCUGUAUCCUGUGAAAAUUCUGGGCUUCAUGUAAAUUUAAGUAUAAGCAGACUCGCUAAUGUGAAUGUCACUUGAUCAUCUCAAUUGGUAUAACUGGCAAUGGGUUGUUGACUGCAAUUUUAUAAACAGUCGUUUCCUGUUAAUGGUUAGAAAGAAAGCUAUCUGAAGUAAAUACCUACAUUAAGAAAAUAAGACUAGCUAAUCAAUUAGAUCACAUGAAAUGUAACUGUAUUAAAGCAGGAAGAGUUAGAGUGUGUUUCCAGUAUGCUUUGCAAUGGCUGAGAUGCAUUACUACAAAAUUUAUGCUGUGGGAAGUCAGAACUCAGAAUGACAGCAUUUUUUUACCUCAGUGCAUUUGAGCUAUAAAGUGGGAAAAAACAUGGAUGCCUUCAUGUUACUUUUUUUUAUUAGCAACAAUCUAGUCAUAAGUGAUUGAUAUUUACCUCCUCAGAACACUGAACUGCAUAGUACAUGUUAUAGAUUUAACAAUCUGUAUAUUGAUUGGACUAAAGCAAAUACUUGGACUGUACAUACAGUAAAACUCAUUCAACAGUAAAUAAGUGCUACUUUGUUUACUACUAAUGCUGUGAGAUUUGACAUCGCUUGCUGGACUGAGACCUUCCCAGCACUUUGAGUUGAGGGGAUGUUUUCUUUGCUUUUUCCUAGUCAGAGGUCAGAAAUUCCAAGUUUACUUAGUUUAGUUGAACGCAGCAUUAGCAAGCAUCAUUAUUAGGAGGUACUCUUUCACCAUUCACUCAUAAUUGUGUCAUUCUCAGCUGUCUGUGAGCUUUGCCUUUUAUGUAUUUCAUAGCCAUCACUGAAUGGGAGCUGGGAAUUGUUGGGAAAUGGGAAUUGUUAUUCAGCUCAGUAAGUCAGGUACAAAUAAAUUGCAUCUCUCUCAUUCAAAGAACUGAGUGCUCUUAGGAUGAUGUGGAAUUUCAUACCACUGUCUGGAUGGCAGGUGUGCCUGGGUUAAACAGACCAGAAAUCAAUUGAUGAUAGACAUGUGGAAAUUGGAAGCACUACUCUCAAAGGUUUUACACUCACUGGUGAAUUUCUAUCAGGCAAACACAAUAAGUGCUUUGUACAGACCAUGUUUUUUCACGCCAAACAAAUGCAUUUCUUUUGUUAAAAUGGACAAAAAUACUAGACCUGUUGAUGCACUUUUUUUAUUCAAAAAAUGUAACCUGGUCUUUUGGUUCUUGAGACUUGGAGGCUUAAAGUGUUUUUCAGAAACCUGAUCUUAAGCAAAAUUUGUAAGGGCUAUGUGGAUGGCAUUUAUUUAAUACAAAGAAAUACCCAAAUAACUGCUAAUCAUGCCCGGAACUCUAACUUAAACCUUUUGUAAUGUUUUAGAUCAAGUUCAGUGGUGGGAUUUGCGAGCAUGAAACCAUGUUUUUU
Ictalurus punctatus (channel catfish) is the source of this 6254-nucleotide messenger RNA. It is a transcript of the gene adra2da, whose product is annotated as adrenergic, alpha-2D-, receptor a. The transcript has a single exon. Bases 527 to 1819 code for a protein of 430 amino acids. The record is from RefSeq and is a predicted model, not a curated record. Gene Ontology annotation, biological process: adenylate cyclase-activating adrenergic receptor signaling pathway. Gene Ontology annotation, cellular component: membrane. NCBI's taxonomy places the organism in Eukaryota, Metazoa, Chordata, Actinopteri, Siluriformes, Ictaluridae. Gene Ontology annotation, molecular function: adrenergic receptor activity.